UGUCCCACUCGAAACCAAAACAGAAAGAUGAAUCAGGAGAUCAAUCGAUCGAUCGUAUACAGUUGCGUCUUUAUACAUAUACAUAUGGAGUGUAUAUAGAGCGAGAGUGUGUAAUUUUGUGUCUUUCUCUCUCUAGGGUCACGUUGUUGCUGCGUUAGGUUGUUUUUCGAAGAAUAUGUGUGUGUGUGUGUGUGUGUGUGUGUGUGUGUAUAUAUAGAGUUAUAAACACACAUGUACCAGUGAGAAAUUUCAUCGUCAUCUCCAUUUUCAAUCCUUUUCCAUCUCUUAUUUUCUCUUUUCUUCUCUUCUCUCUCACACUUCACGUCGUUGUACUUUAUACGUAUAUGCAUAAAUGUAGAUAGAGAGAGAGUGGAAGAGAGAGAAAGAGGAAAGCCUUGUCUUCUUCCUACCAUAUACUCUGUCUUUAUAAAGCUUUGUUGCCUCAGACGCGGAAACAAAAAUUUAUAGGGAGAGAGAGAGAGAGGCAGAGCAAGAUGGCCCCAGCUGCUACGAAGGUUGAUGAGUUUGUGCCUCACCCCGUCAAGGAGCAACUACCCGGAGUCGACUUCUGUGUCAACAGCAAUCCUUCUUGGCCUGAAGCCAUCAUUCUGGCUUUUCAGCAUUACUUGGUGAUGCUUGGGACUACUGUUAUCAUCCCCACCGUCGUUGUUCCUUUGAUGGGUGGUGGCAAUAGGGAGAAGGCUGAAGUGAUACAAACUCUGCUUUUCGUCGCGGGAGUGAACACAUUGUUGCAGACUUGGUUUGGAACUCGGCUUCCGGUGGUGAUCGGGGGUUCCUACGCAUUCAUUGUUCCUACUGUUUUUGUUGCAUUAGCCAAUAGAUACAGCAUAUAUUCUGAUCCCCAUCAAAGGUUUCUUAGAACAAUGAGAGGAAUACAAGGAGCCCUCUUGAUUGCAUCCAUUCUCCCAAUAUUAGCUGGUUUGCUUGGUAUAUGGAGAAUUAUUUUGAGGCUCCUUAGUCCUCUUUCUGCUGUUCCUCUUGUAACACUUGUCGGACUUGGGCUUUAUGAACAUGGUUUUCCACAACUGGCAGUAUGUGUUGAAGUUGGGCUUCCAGAGUUAAUUAUAUUAAUUGUUUUAUCUCAGUAUAUCCCUUACAUACUGAAAUCGAAACAAUUCAGAUAUGAGAGAUUUGCUGUUCUGUUAUCGGUAGCAAUUGUAUGGACAUAUGCAGCUCUUCUGACUGCAGCAGGUGCAUACAAAAAUAGACCUCCACAAACUCAGAUUAGUUGUCGUGUUGAUCGCUCUGGGCUCAUUAGUGGUGCUUCUUGGAUAAGGUUUCCGUAUCCAUUCCAAUGGGGACGCCCCACUUUAAAUGCUGGCGAAGCUUUUGUAAUGAUGGCUGCAGCUUUUGUUGCUCUCAUUGAGUCUACUGGCACAUUUAUUGCAGCUUCAAGAUUUGGGAGUGCCACACAUAUACCACCUUCUGUUUUUGGCCGUGGUGCUGCUUGGCUGGGAAUAGGCAUUUUGCUGGAUGGGUUGUUCGGCACAGCAGCUGGCUCAACUGCAUCAGUCGAAAAUGCAGGUCUUUUGGGACUGACACGAGUUGGAAGCCGAAGAGUGAUUCAAAUAUCAGCAGGGUUCAUGCUUUUCUUUUCUGUAUUAGGAAAGUUUGGAGCUGUUCUCGCUUCUAUACCUCUGCCAAUCUUUGGAGCUCUGUACUGCAUCUUGUUCGCCUACAUGUCUUCUGCUGGUCUUGGUUUACUACAGUUCUGCAACCUCAACAGCUACAGGACAAAGUUCAUCAUAGGUUUCUCAAUCUUCAUGGGUCUCUCUGUACCACAAUACUUCAAUGAUUAUGUGAUUCUUUCCGGUCGUGGUCCUGUUCGCACUCAUUCCAUCUGGUUUAACACAAUGAUUCAAGUGAUCUUCACGUCCCCGGCCACAGUGGCAGCUAUCAUUGCUCUCUUCUUGGACUGCACUCUUGCCCGUAAGCACACUUCGACUCGGCGUGACAGCGGUAGGCAUUGGUGGGAGAAGUUCAAGUACUUUGAUAAGGAUCCCAGGAGUGCAGAAUUCUAUGCUCUCCCUUUCAGCCUUGCCAAGUAUUUCCCAUCAAUCUAACUCCAAACUCUUUGCUUCCUAUCCAUUGAGAGAGACACACAAACAUCCGUUUAAAUUCAUUGUGCCCAAUUGACAUUGUUGGCAAUGUUUUUUCUUGAAUACGGAAUGUGAUAUAUAUAGAAAAAAAAAAAAAACUUAUGUGAGUGGCAGUGGAUACUAGCUAAAGCUUAUAAAUACAGUGCUGUGGAUGAAAAAUGGAUAUGUUAAUUGAUAUAUGAAACCUCUACUGACCGUUUGUUUCUAAAAUUGAGUUUCUAAAGGUAAUUGUGUCUUGAAUGGGUUACAAUGUUCUGAUAUGGGAUUGCAACUGUUGUGUGAAUGGAACAUUUGAGUAAAUUGCUAGAGAAAAAUGAGUGUCUACAACCACUCUU
Cornus florida is the source of this 2455-nucleotide messenger RNA. RefSeq names its product nucleobase-ascorbate transporter 4. The coding region runs from base 495 to 2084 and encodes 529 amino acids. Gene Ontology annotation, biological process: transmembrane transport. Lineage: Eukaryota; Viridiplantae; Streptophyta; Magnoliopsida; Cornales; Cornaceae. Gene Ontology annotation, cellular component: membrane. The record is from RefSeq and is a predicted model, not a curated record. Gene Ontology annotation, molecular function: transmembrane transporter activity. The transcript is spliced from 14 exons.